This is a messenger RNA of Lolium perenne, 702 nucleotides long. The record is from RefSeq and is a predicted model, not a curated record. Lineage: Eukaryota; Viridiplantae; Streptophyta; Magnoliopsida; Poales; Poaceae.
AUGGUGGCGGGUGGCGUUCUACGGCGGGACCCAAUCAGCUCCGCCCUUCCUCUAGCUGCCGAUGCGGGAUUCUUCCUCGCCAUCGCUCCUGCACGGAGACCACCCGCGCCCAGCGCCACCCCUCUCAGCCGCUCGCGCCUGCGCCGCCCUACCGCCGUCGCUGCUCGUCUCCGCUCGCCGCCAAGACGCCCGCGGCCGCCGUUCACCUCCCCGACACCGGCCUCGCCGCUGCUCCAGCCAAGCCCGGCGCCGCGGGCCGCCGCCUCUUCUUCGGCCCCGCCUCGUGCCUCCGCGUGCUGCGCCGCACCACACGCCGGCGCCCUCCUCUGCAAGCUCGCCAGCCGCCGCUCGAGCUCCUCGCUUACUGGCGCCGCUCCUUGUUCUGCCGCUGUGGUCCGUGCCAUCCUGGCCGUCGUCGACGUCGAAGAACCUCCGCCCGCUCCGCUACGCCGCAUCGAGGCCGGAUGGCGCGGCGGGGCCUCACGCCGCGCUCCGGUCCCCGAAGCCCGCGCAGGCGCCGCCCAGAAGAGGGGCUUUGCCGUCGCGCUCACCCCGGACGAGAUCGCGCACGACUUCGCCGCCAUCCGCCGCUGCGCCACGCGCCCCGCACCAGCUGCCCCGCGCCGCUCCUCCAAGAAGCGGACCAACCGCGUGCAGAACGCGAUCGAUGUAAGCAAUCGGAACCUCUGCUUCCUUCCUUAA